AUGCCGGAGGCACAAAUAUACGAUACGCUUGGAGAAAAUGACAUUCAUACCCCUACGGCAGGAAACGAAGCAACAAAUGAUUUAUUAGGCUUACUUCUAGAAAAGAUGGAAACAUGGGUACAACUUGUGGAAAGGAGUCCAGGAGAUUCUCAUGUAGCAGGCGAAGGUGAUCAGAAUAUACUAAACUGGAUAGAAAUACACCAGCAGGAGAUUUGGAAAAAAAUUGUGAAGGGUACUCCAAAAACUGAUGAGAUAGAUUCGGAAAGCAAGGAAAGAAGAGAUGAAGGGAUGGGGCUAGAGCAGGAUGAAAAGACAAUUAGGAAGGCAAGACUGGAAACCAAAAUCGAAGAAAUAGAACUGGAGAUAGUGGAAGUGAAACUUAAAAAGGAAGCAUUGCAAGAAAUAAAGAAGAGAGUCGAAACGCUGAAAGAGUCCUGGGAGAGAGCCAUUAAAUCUGCUAAGAACUCAAGAGGUCCAGCGGACUAUAAGCUUCAAUAUGUAGAUUGA
Messenger RNA from Botrytis porri, 507 nucleotides. RefSeq lists its product as uncharacterized. NCBI's taxonomy places the organism in Eukaryota, Fungi, Ascomycota, Leotiomycetes, Helotiales, Sclerotiniaceae. Bases 1 to 507 code for a protein of 168 amino acids. The record is from RefSeq and is a predicted model, not a curated record. The transcript has 2 exons.